AUGACAGCGGAACAAGGCUCUCCCCAGCCUGACCUGUUCACCGACCCCGAGAUCCAGUCCUUUCUGACAUGGAAAGAAGAGAACAGUUGCCAGGGUAUAACUUUCAACGACGGAUCCUCCUAUACGACAUGUCAAUUCGUUCCAGAUCGAGCAAUCACCGAGUAUUUCGACUGCAGCCGGGAUAGUAGUUACUCAAAGGUCAAGAAACUUGUCGCAGCGGCGACCAUACACGCUUCCAAGCCUCCUCUGGACGUGCGUGCCGUUGCGAAACACUGUCCCAAAGUCUUCACUAUCCUGGUAACCAUCGGCCACUCGCAGUAUAUCGACUCCUUUGUCAGGGAAUCGACGCUGCGCGACAGCAAAUUACCCUUUCUCUCCGACAAGCGAGACUUUUUCCCUAAACUCGGCGGCGGCGCAACGUUUUUUGACGAGUUCUACAAGACCCAGUGGCAAUUCUGUGUGGAGGCUUUGAGCUACAGUCUCGGACCUGUAAGAUUUGAAAACGACAGAAUCCUCCCAAUCACCUCGAUGCAGAAGGUGGAUAAGAACGAUGGUUCAAGCGCCUCUGUCCACAAGUUCACAAUCCAUGAAGAAUACGACGAAUUGUGCAAAAGUUCAGAUCCCCAAGGCGACCCGCAUGAAUACGUUGUGAAGUCUUACUACCCGCUUGGGGCAGACGAUUACUAUUCUGCCGAAGUCGAGGCGUUUCGCAAACUGAACGAGUCAUCAGCACCAAUGCCAAACCUGAUAGGAUUCUAUGGUGCUUUCACACAGAAUCAAAGUCGUCACAUCAUUCUUGAAUAUGCCAACGUCGGUACUUUGGAGGAGUAUUGGAAAAAAGUUCAGCCCCCAAAGCUGGGACAGGACAUAGUGACUUUGUGGGACAAUUUCUUUAAGCUUAAUAAGGCCCUCGUGCAGAUACAUGAGAACAUGGGCACUGACCGCGCGGGACGACUGCAAAUAUUCCAGGGCUGCCAUGAAGACAUCAAGCCGUCUAAUAUCUUAGUCUCUGGUGAUGUCGACAAGAAGCCGUACGAUGUUCGGUUCAUGCUCGCUGACUUGGGUUUGAGCCACUUUUCGGCUACUGUUGAGAGCGAUCAGAGUGUCACCAGGGAGAGCAGAGGCGGCUCACAAGCUUACGGCGCCCCGGAGCUGAACCGAGCGAGAAGCUCUAGCCAUCACCCCCACAUAUCCAAGGCCCCUCAGAGUGGUGACACGUGGUCACUCGCCUGUGUCUACAGCGAGUUCCAUGCGUGGACGGUGGAUGGAUUGGAUGGCCGAUAUGGAGUGCGCAAAUAUCGUCAGGAGAGAAUGGGUGACGUGGGUGUUGACAAGACCAUGGGCGCUUGUUUCCAUGAUAAAACAGGACAUCUUCUACGCAAGGUGAGAACCUGGCACGCUGACUCCCAAAGGGUAUGCGCGAGGGAGGACUCUAUAACGCCUAUCCUGUGGGACAAACUGCUCAAAUACAUGUUUGAGCCGUCACCGUCGUCUCGCCUCCGAGCGCAUCAAGUUCUCCGCUACUCCGAGGACGUCAUCGAAGAAGCUCGAAAUAAAUUGACACCGUCAUCGGCAUCCGACGAGCCCGAGACCGCACCAUACCAGCAGAAUGGUUCGAGGCCAAUGACGCCGCCACAACUUCCUCCCGAACUCCAGUACCAGCAGUUGCAUGGCCAAAGUCAUGUCGGAUAUCCUUGGACCCCUCCUGAUGAUCAUCGAAUCGAGCUUCCUCAUAAUUGGGAUUGCGAUCACAGCCCCAGACUAGCGCAGAGUCCUAGCAGUCGUGAUGCUGACAGCUCAUCUCUGAACAGAAACGGUAACCGAGAAUCAUCCUCGUCAAUAUGUGGAUUUGGUCGAGAUUCUUUCACCCACGGAAGCGCCAGCAUUUCCAUUCAGCCGGAGCCUCAAGACAAAGGUCCUGAUCAUGUGAAGAUGCCACUUCACGACAGGGCUCAGACAGAACUGUUGGCAUCAAGAAGUGCCGACGUCGCCCACACCUCCUCAAACCCUCAUUCUACACUCAUGCGAAGCCCCACCGCCCCCCUGGAUACCUUCAGCCGCCGCCAUCAACCUUCAUCCCCAGGUGUAGAAAGCCUUCUGGAACCUGCAGGGCUUUCCGACAAGGCAAGAAUCAAAGGGAAAGAAAAAGCAGUAGACACGACGCCAUCAGGGAGCACGCAUAACAGAGCUCCAUCCAAGUCCUUGACGGUGAGAGAAUUGAUUGAUUGGGUUCAACAAACGCAAGAGAGCAGAAGAAGGUUCCGCCGGCAAGAAGAUCUUCCCCUUCCUUACGAGAAUGAGCUUAUUGGUCAUCUGAAAAAAAGAGACCACGUCUUUAUAUUGGACGACAGCGAAAGCAUGGACCCUUACUGGCCCGAUCUCACCCAGCUUUACGGUAGCCUAAUCUAUAUGAUUAAAAAGAAAGAACUCGAUCCAAAUGGAAGCGAGCUGCGAUUCAUAAUAUCCGACGAACGGAAAGAAGAGCGGCACACUACCAAGCUCAAGAAUAUGGUCAGAGAAAGAGGUAAAAGCCUCACUGGGGAGUCUGACUUUGCUCACCGACUUGACGAAAUUCUGGAAGCAUAUCAAAAAAAGCUUGCAGUCAACUCGGAUACCAGGCCCAUAAGUCUAUAUGUCUUUACUGAUGGUAGGUGGCAACCUGGAGACCGUCAGCUGGACGCUGUUGCGCGUUCUAUCAAGAGACUGGUGGACUACCUCGAGAAACGAGGUAAAAGGGAGGGAAUGGUAGGCAUUCAGUUCAUCAGGUUCGGUAAUGAUGAAGUUGGCAUAGAGAGACUCCGGUGGCUGGAUGAAGACCUGAAGGAAGCCCGGGGAUUGGCGAGGGACAUAUGUGACACGACAAAUGCUGACGGAAAUGUGUGGAAGAUGCUGCUUGGGAGCAUCAAUGGCUAUUGGGACGCCGACUGA
Cladophialophora bantiana CBS 173.52 is the source of this 2928-nucleotide messenger RNA. RefSeq lists its product as uncharacterized. The transcript is spliced from 5 exons. NCBI's taxonomy places the organism in Eukaryota, Fungi, Ascomycota, Eurotiomycetes, Chaetothyriales, Herpotrichiellaceae. Gene Ontology annotation, molecular function: protein kinase activity; ATP binding. The record is from RefSeq and is a predicted model, not a curated record. Bases 1 to 2928 code for a protein of 975 amino acids. Gene Ontology annotation, biological process: protein phosphorylation.